AUAUAUAUAAUAAGUACAGUAAUAAUACAUAGUACAUGUGAUAAAUGUAAAUAAAAUAGAAACAAAAAAUAGAAAUUAAUAAAAUAAUAAACAACAUUGCAUUGUUUGACGAGUUCGAUAUUAAUUGCUUAGCGACCACGAGGAUUCGCGUUAUGUGUACAAAAUGUCGAGAAUCACGCUCGAUUUGUUACGAAAGCGUUCGGAACAUAAUGAGGGCGAAAUUUCAACUCUUGAAGAGAUCGCAUUACACCAAGAAAAUAUUGUGAAGAUCGAAUUGAUUGACAAAACAUGCAGGCAUAUGAAGAUUCUAUUAUUGCAAAAUAAUCUCAUAUCAAAAAUUGAAAAUCUAAGCAAAUUGAAAAGGUUAGAAUACUUGAAUUUAGCUCUGAAUAAUAUAGAAAUAAUCGAAAAUUUGGAAGGGCUUGAGAGUUUGAAAAAAUUGGAUUUAACUGUUAAUUUUAUCGGUGAUCUUCGAGGGAUCAAAAAUUUAAGAUAUAACGAACAUUUGGAACAGCUAUUUUUGAUGGGAAAUCCGUGUGCGGAUUAUCAAGAUUAUAGAGAAUAUGUAAUUGCAACAUUGGUACAAUUAAAGGAGCUUGAUGGAACAUCGAUCGAAAGAUCGGAUCGCAUAAAAGCAUUGCAACAUUAUGCUGAAAUCGAAGGGGAAAUUGUUAGAAGUUGCGCGAAACAUAAAAUAAAAAGAGAAGCUGAAUUAUUAAGUUAUCACGAGCAAAUAAAAUCACAGAAAAAUCAAGAAAAUGCAGAUAAAGAGGAAAAUGAAAAUGAAGAGGAUAAGCAAAUAGAGGACAAAGAAGAAAAGGAAGAUGAAUUAUUUUGGAAUCAAACUAGUCGUCACACACCAGAGGAACGCAUCGCUAUUGCGGAACGAUUUUUGCGAAAACAAGCAAAAAAAAAUCAGAAAAAGGAUCAAAUAAUUGAAUCACAAACUACUUAUAAAUUAAAAUUAUUUGAUUCUAAAGGCAAACCCUAUAACAUUAAUCAGCCAAAAGUAUCUUUCAAGUUGAAUGAAGAGGAAGAUAGGGAUCACAUUAUUUUAGAGAUUGCUCUAUAUAGAUACUUGGACACUUGUUACGUUGAUGUAGAUGUGCAUCCUGAUUACGUGCGCGUAACUAUAAAAGGGAAAAUAUUACAAUUGACUUUACCCUGUGAAGUAUCAGUAAACGGUAGCACGGCACGAAGAAAUACGACGAACGGCAAGCUAAUAAUAAUGAUGCCACGUUUAAAUGGAUUAUCUACGAUAUUCUCUAAUAAUAAAAAGAUAACUAAACAAAAUCCCAACCGAUGUACAACAAUCGAACGACGAUCAGCAACGAGUGUACGGGAAUAUUUAGAAAUUGGUCCGGAAAAUAAUUUAGAUUUUUUGAAAAUUGUCAACCCAUCGACCAAUAAAACAAUUGUCAAUAAUCAAGUGGAAAAAUCAAAAAAUGAAGAGAUUUGUUGCGAUAAUAAUUUAGAGGUACCACCACUUGAAUGAAAGAGACUAACUUUCAUAUAAAACACUCACCUUGAAUGGAUCCUG
Apis mellifera (honey bee) is the source of this 1540-nucleotide messenger RNA. RefSeq names its product protein tilB homolog (gene tilB). NCBI's taxonomy places the organism in Eukaryota, Metazoa, Arthropoda, Insecta, Hymenoptera, Apidae. The transcript has 4 exons. The record is from RefSeq and is a predicted model, not a curated record. The coding region runs from base 164 to 1495 and encodes 443 amino acids. Gene Ontology annotation, cellular component: cytoplasm. Gene Ontology annotation, molecular function: protein binding. Gene Ontology annotation, biological process: outer dynein arm assembly.